GGAGCGCCGGGAGGACGUGGGUCCGGGGAGGAGGCGGAGGCGCCGUCGGAAGAAAUUGGCAAGUGGGAGGACCUGCGCCCGUGCGUGCGCCCCGAGGAGCCGCGGGUCGCCUCCGGCCCUCCACGGCCAGGCCAAGCCGCCGGGAAGAUGGGGAGCAAAGCCCUGCCGGCGCCGAUCCCUCUGCACCCGUCUCUGCAGCUGACCAACUACUCCUUCCUGCAGGCCGUCAACACUUUCCCGGCCGCCGUGGACCACCUGCAAGGCCUGUACGGCCUGAGCGCCGUGCACACGAUGCACAUGAACCACUGGACGCUGGGCUGCUACGCCGCGGCUGCCGCCACGGCCGGAGGCGGCGGCCCGGCCGAGAUCAGCCGCUGCUCGGCGCUGAGCGAGAUGGCGGCGGCGCAGGGCCUGGUGGAGCGCUUCCCCUUUCCGGCGCUGCCCUUCGCCACGCACCUCUUCCACCCCAAGCAGGCGGCCGCCAUCGCGCACGUCUUGCCGGCGCUGCGCAAGGAGCGGCCGCGCUUUGACUUCGCCAAUCUGGCUGCGGCGGCCACGCAGGAGGACCCGCCCAAGGCGCACCAGGCCGCGGCGGCGCACGGCGAGCUGGCCAAGCUGAGCGGCCCCCUGUCGGCGGCGCUGGGCAAGCUCUCCCCGGACCGGAAGCCGGCGCGCGGCAGGCUGCCUUCCAAGACCAAGAAGGAGUUCAUCUGCAAGUUCUGCGGGCGCCACUUCACCAAGUCCUACAACCUGCUCAUCCACGAGAGGACCCACACGGACGAGCGGCCCUACACGUGCGACAUCUGCCACAAGGCCUUCCGGAGGCAGGACCACCUCCGCGACCACAGAUACAUCCAUUCCAAAGAAAAACCGUUCAAAUGUCAGGAAUGUGGGAAAGGAUUUUGCCAGUCCAGGACUCUAGCAGUUCAUAAAACUUUACACAUGCAGGAAUCUCCACACAAAUGCCCCACAUGUGGAAGAACCUUUAAUCAAAGAAGUAACCUGAAAACUCACCUUCUCACCCAUACAGACAUCAAGCCCUACAACUGUGAGCAGUGCGGCAAAGUGUUCAGGCGAAACUGUGAUCUGCGGAGGCACAGUCUAACUCACACCCCGCGGCAGGACUUCUAGAACCCUCCACAGGGAGCUAACUCUGGCUCAAAGGACUUGAACUGUAGAGAAAUCUUUAAGCCCAUGCACAUGUGGACAGAUGUAUGCAGGGCCCCAUCUUCUCUCCCUUGGCUCCUGCCAAAAGCAGCUGGGGUGGGCAGCACAGGGGAAGUGACAGCAGCCCCUAGCUGCCUUCAUCACACCCCUCCCCUCGCCCAAGAGCACCGGCUAAUCUCUUGUAGAUAAUAACAUCGCAGCUCAUUUUAGAGCUCUGUACAGAAACUGUGGCGUUAUGUGUACUUCCUUCUUUUUUUGUCUUACCAAAUGCACAUUGGUAACAAAGACGAGAGUGAAAAAAUAUUUUUAAAAAGUGUAUUGCAAAGUAAACCAGUUUCCCCCCCAACUCUCUCACGUUUGAUAAUUAAUGAUUCCACGGACAGUGUGGUUAUUCAGUCCUCCUUUUGGUGUCAGUUAAAAAGCAGGAGAGUAACUGACAGGUAAAUGGUGUUUCUACUUAAGCUGGGUGGUUUGGUUUCUUUUUUCUUUUAUGUAAAAAAAGGUUUUGAUUUCUAAAUAUCGUCUGUAUGUUUGUAAAAGGGAUCUACAUUUUCAAGUGUUUUAAUGGUGCAAUACUUUGCAUGUUUAUUCAGAAGUGAACUAUUAUUAAGUUCAGUUGGACCUCAAGAUCAGUUUAAUAGUACAUCCCAAGACAUGUCUCUCUUGAGUAAGCUCACUUGUGUUGUAUAGGAUUUACUUUUAGGUAAUGGAUUUCAAGGUACAUAUUGGGCACUGAGCCUCAUUGAGCAAAUAUGCAGGGGGAAAUGCUGCAGAACUGCCAUUUCUUUACUUGAGAAGACAUAUUACAAGCAUGCAUACGCACAGAACAUUUAAACUACACCCCAAAGAAUUUUGGGGACUGUAGUUUUUAAGGGUGCUGGGCUUUGUAGUUCUGUGAGGGGCUAAACUACAGUUCCCAUGAUUCUCUUUUUGGGUUUUUUUUAAUGUAUGGUAUGUAUAGGGCCAGGCUGCAUUAAAUCUGUAAUGCAAAAAAACAAGCAAGCCGGGUUGCUUUCCUUAAAACGUCAGCACGUUUACCUAUAUAUUUCCUCUCCUACGAUUCCCCAUGCAAAGCUUUGAAAGAAAGAGAAACAGCAGGACGGGUGGUAGGCUGGGAAAUGCUUCAGAACCCUAAACCCUGAAGUUAUUUAUUAGUAACUUAUUGGCAAUCGAGCCUCAGAAGCAAUAAUCAGCUCUUCUCUACAGAUUGCCUGAGAUAGCGCCCCUGCUUAGACUUUGAACGCGGGUGGCGAUUUGCCCCGUUUGAGACAGGGACUUUACACCGCCCAAGACGAGGCUGCUGGCCUGGCAGCUCCCUCGAAAACAAAUACAGCGCGGCGCAAAGGCGCCUGCCCGGAGGGGUGGGGAGAAAGGACCCUGCCUGCCCCCUCCUACCCUCCCGGCGGCAGCCGAGCGGGGCUCCGCGGUGCCGCAUCCGACGAGGCUGCCCAGGGGGAGCCGCGGAGGGCGCGGGACCCACCCGAUCGCCAAGGCGCAGCAAAGGAAAGGGAGCUCAUUUCCAAAAGCGAGGAUCGGGGCGGAGGGGAUCGGCGUUCACGAAGCGGAGGAAGGGAUGCAAAGCGAGCACAGCAGCAGCUGCCGAGGGAAGCCAAGCCGACAGCUCCGGGCAAACGCCUCUAGGCGGAAGGCUGCCAAGACGCGCUCUGGCCGGCUUCCCGCGCUGGGAAACACGCGGCGGGGGUGCAGAGAGAGCUCGAGGGAGCCUCGGCUCUGCCCGAAAGGCGGAGAGGUGGAGGGUCCGGUUGCUAAUGGGUAGAUCUGGGUUGUUAUCAAAGGUGAGUUUUUUGAGGAGGGUCCUCCUAUAUUCCUAAGAAUAGAUUCGGUUGCACUGCAUAGGAUUUUUCCCCCUAAAACGUGCUGCGGUUACUUGUUUCAGCAACUAUAGUAUAGCAAAGUUAUCAAUACAGGCCUAGACAUGGGCGCAGCCAGGAUUUUCGUAAGGGGGAGCAGACCUUUUGUUAGAGGGGGAGAGCCUCAGUUAUAUAUCUAUCUAUCUAUAUUGGGGGGGGCAGCUGCUCCUCCCUGCCCCCUGGCUACACUCAUGGGCCUAGAAGCCCCCUGUGGAAGGGAGGGGUAACCAAAACAGUUGUGUUGGAUCUGGGUGCCAAAUUUAAGGGCCUCACAACAUGGAUGUCCCCAAAUGACCGUCCAGAGAGUGACCAAUGUUGGGGGCAGAAGUAUCCAGACCCCACAUAAGUACCUAGACUGGCACCUGGGCACCUGGGACCCAGCAGGGCCUACGCUGAUUGCCGCAGCAUCUUUUUUCUAAAAAAAUUAUAAUCCCACAUUUUAUAGUUGCGUGGGGGCUGGGGUUGAUGGCCUUGUCUCACUCUGACCAGGCACAUACAGAUGCUCAUUUUAUAAUUUUUAUUUUGAACGCGUAGUAUCUUUUUCCACAAAGUGGUUUUUAUUCCCAAGUGAAUGUGCUUUUUAACCUUAAGAGAUGCAGAAGCAAACCCUAUUUUGUUCAGGGUGGUGCUAUGAUUUAAGCGAGUUUAAAAUGAGAAACUCCAUGUGUUCAGAGUAUUCCCCCCCCCCCAUCAGGGUUGGCAAACUUUUUUAUUUGCUCUAAUGUAUCAGGAAUGCAGAAGCAGCUGUAAAACAUGAAGUGAUGGAGGAAGUAGAGUAAUGUUAAUUUUGUGCUUCACAACCAAAAUAAUACACGUGGCUAUGUAAAGGAGGGAAAGGUUGUAAGACCACCGAGUGUAGGGACUAAAAUUUCUGAGCUGUAUGGGAGGGUGGGGGAAGGCCAAAGGGAUUUGGGCCUUUGACAUGUCAGAUGAGUCUACAUAUGCAUAAGUAUAACCAUAUAGGUCUAUUCUACACAUUUUGAAGUGCUAGCAAGAAGGGAUUGCUACCUAUAUACAGUGGACGCUCGGGUUGUGAACGUGAACCAUGCGGGAGGCACGUUCGCAACCCACAGCAUUCGCGACCCACAGCGCCGCAUCUGCGCACGCGUGGGUCGUGAUUCGGCGCUUCUGCAAAUAGCGCGAAUUAGUGCUUCUACGCGAGUGCCAAAACCUGGAAGUAACCCGUUCUGGGACUUCUGGGUUCAGCACGGUGCGCAACCCGAAAACGUGCAACCUGAAGUGGCUGUAACCCGAGGUAUGACUGUAUAUGAAGCUGCCUCAUACCGAGUCAGACCAUUGGUCCAUCAAGUGGAUUGUCUACACUGAAAAUUGAAACAGGAGUCUUUUUCAAUCCCACCUGGACAUGCUGGCUAAGAAACCAGGGACCUCCUGCACACAAAUUAUGCGUUCUCCCACUGAGCUAAUGCUUAUCCGCAUUUUUUCCUUUAAAAAAAAUCUCUCUGAAACUCAAAAUCUCACACAACAAAGAAGCGGGCUAGAAUACAUGUCGUCCUAGUCUGAUAUGUUUUUGCUUUCAGAUAUUUUUGUGUGGUGGUGGUGGUCAUGUAAAGUAUGGGAGCAUAUAAAAAUGACACACACACACACACACACACACACACAACUACUGUACAGCCUCAAAGUGGUAACAGUGUUCUGCCGCCUCGUUCUGCUGCAGGUGUAGACCAGGACCCAGUGUGAAGAACCAUUGAGUUGUCACAAAAUAUAGGUGCUUCUGUGAAAGGAUGCCAUGAGAUCUGAAAGACAUCUGUAUGUGACAUUGAUGCAAAUCGGUGAGGACAAGAUGUGGUUACUCAGUAAUAAGGGGGGAGGCUAUUCACGUGCUCCGAAUACUGUAUUAUGACUUCACAUGCUCCAAAGCUGAGCCAUAGUGUGGAAAAAGAAAGGCUGGCUUGGAGCCCUGUCUAAGAUUAAGUAUAAUAGUAACAGGGGCAGUAAAAUGUUACAAGCCAAUGUUCCCAAAGUGGGAUUUCAGCUUUGGCGUGACAAACUCAGAAGCUCAUAUACUAGCUACUUAACUGACACUGCUUUCUCCCUGUAUGCAUUAUUUUACAGAGUGACCCUGCAAACGCUACAACUGUUGUCUGUGAAGGUGUUUUCCAUAUCUCCAUAUUAUAGUUUUAACCCAAACGUGUGAAGCAUUUUACAUUUAUACUUUAAAAACCUAAGCAGAAACCCCAAGGCAAUCCUUUCCCUCCACACCCAACAUUUCAAACCACACUUGCUUAUUUCUUAAGUGCUAUAUAUUUAUAAGACAUUAAAGGUAAGCACAACAAGAACACUUAAAAUGCAGUAUGUUGGGACUGUUUAAUCCUGGAUAUAGUCAGCCUUUGAACGUUGGCCAUUGAAAUCUCUUCUUUGCCCAUCAAAACAUCAAAUAAUAUUGUUGCAUCCAAACGAAGCUGCUCUGUAGUUCCACUGAAAUCAACAGGAGUAAAGACUGUGACAGCUAAAUUGUCAGAAAGCGUGAUGAACAAUCUGGAUCCAACAGAUUUCUCCUCCUUCACUAAUCUAGUUCUCUCCCUCUCUGUAGAUACUGAUUCCUAUGUUCAGCCUGCAUUUGAGGAGUUAAUAAAUAUAAUGGUAUAAAAGAGAAGGAACAUUUGCGCUCAAUAUCUUCUUUAGCGUGGGUAUUAUGUAAUAGCCUUGAGGACAGACUUGUAUACUUGGCAAAGCACCUUGACAUGAGCGGAAUGGAGCUGUCUUCUCUGUGUAGUUUGCUGUUUCAUUUACAACUGUAUGUUUACAAGGCUUAUGUUUGUAAUGCUGACCUAAACAUUUAAAACUCACAUAAGACCAUUCAAAUGCCCUUUGCUAAAAAUAUUCACACAGCUGGGAGCAGCAGUUCUAUGAAGUGCGAAGAAUGGGCCACUCAUCCCCUGUAAAAUAAAAUUUCUGCAUAAUCCUAAAUUAUGGACCUUUAGGAUACAUGUUACCAGUUUCACUCACAAAUACAUGCUAUAUGGGGAGACAGAUAGCAGAGCAUUUCCUUCAGCAUCCCUGGUAAAAAUGGAGGGCAGGACCCAAAUCUGAUGAUUGAAAAUUAUUACUAUUAUUUGCCCACACUUUACUCUAAGGUCCCCAGAUAGGUUACAACAUCUUGGGGGGGGUGGUAUUUUCAGCCCCCAGAAAUGAGUGAGAAAUGUUGGGUGGGCCUGGAAUGUUUUGAAUUUAGAAGAGGGAAGGAGAUUAUUACUAUGGGAACAAACAGCAGUGGUUUCCUCUCACCGCCUAAAAAGAUGUCUAAAAUAUAUAUUUGUUGCUCCCUGCGAUAGUGGCAGCUGAAGAGUUCUUCUCAGCAGUCACCAAGAAAAGCUAUGCAAAAAAAAAGCAUUUUAACAUUUUUUUCAAGGAAGGAAAACACUGUCACCUGCUGCUAAAAUUUCCCACAAAACCAGGGGUAUAGUCCCACUCCUUGACAAUCUACAAAUUCCACCCCUCAAGUCUGCCACUUUUUAAUAUAGUGGUGUGAUGGAGUAAUUCAUUUCAGCCCUAGUACAGUCAGGGGGAUUCCAGAGGAGUAUUGGUACAGAUUAUGAAACAUUUCAAGGUGCUCCCUCUUUCUAUUCUAAUGUUCCAUGAAAGUAACACAUAGGGGAGCA
This is a messenger RNA of Zootoca vivipara (common lizard), 6658 nucleotides long. It is a transcript of the gene OSR2, whose product is annotated as odd-skipped related transciption factor 2. Gene Ontology annotation, biological process: urogenital system development; regulation of transcription by RNA polymerase II; embryo development. Lineage: Eukaryota; Metazoa; Chordata; Lepidosauria; Squamata; Lacertidae. Gene Ontology annotation, cellular component: nucleus. The record is from RefSeq and is a predicted model, not a curated record. Gene Ontology annotation, molecular function: RNA polymerase II transcription regulatory region sequence-specific DNA binding; DNA-binding transcription factor activity, RNA polymerase II-specific.